Molecule: messenger RNA, 6597 nt
Organism: Lytechinus pictus (painted urchin)
Lineage: Eukaryota; Metazoa; Echinodermata; Echinoidea; Temnopleuroida; Toxopneustidae
Product: metabotropic glutamate receptor 2-like
Exons: 2
Coding region: 352-3096 (914 amino acids)
Biological process (GO): G protein-coupled glutamate receptor signaling pathway; regulation of synaptic transmission, glutamatergic
Cellular component (GO): plasma membrane
Molecular function (GO): group II metabotropic glutamate receptor activity
Source: RefSeq, a predicted model, not a curated record
GAAAAAGAGAAACCAUAACGAGCAAAUUUCAUGUGAAGAGGAAAACUGGUGUAUGGUAACCAUGGUAACUGGAUGGCACAGCAGAUGACAUCCAUGCGACAUAUACAAAAUUAGUUGGUUUUUUUUUGUAUAUUAAAAAAGAAAUAUGGACAUCGAUCUUGGUGGAACUGAGUGAAGAACUGCGCAUGGAACGAUUUGUGUCGGAGAAACAUACACUUCAUAAAAAUCAAUGAAGAGGCCAAACACCCACUUGCAACAAAUUAUUUCAAAUAUGUCAAAUGGAUUUGAAAAUAACCAAGUAGUCAUAAAUAAUGACUUUCGAACAAACACUUUCUGAGACUUGUGCGCAGAAUGGAACUGCAAUUGGUGGCCUUGGCCUGGAUGAUGUGGACAUUUUUCAACGUUUCGGGUGACCAUGUAAAACACAGUGAUAUCACCUACAGGAAAGAUGGUGAUCUCAUCAUUGGCGGGUUGUUCCCAGUCCAUGAGACGGGUCCAUCGGGACAGAGGUGCGGUCAACUCCGGGAGACAGAGACAUUGCAUCGGUUGGAAGCCAUGGCGUGGGCCAUUAAUGACUUCAACAACCGCUCAGACAUACUGCCGGGGGUUGAGCUUGGCUUCGAGAUCAGGGACACCUGUUCCGAUGUCUCCAUGACGCAAAUUGGUGCCUUGAAAUUCCUUCCGUCAGAGUUCACCCGCGAUGACGUCUGUCCCGUGCAGACCAAACAGAACAUAUCCGAAGGUAGCCCAAUCAUAGGUGUAGUGGGAACGGAGAUGAGCAAAACAACGAUGUCCGCAGCUCAGCUUCUUGGUUUAAAUCACAUUCCUGUUGUUAGUUAUUACGCAACAAGCGAUGAUCUAUCCGACAUGACGCAGUAUCCGUAUUUCUUGAGAGUAGUCCCACCUGAUAGACUUCAGGUUCAGGCGAUGUUAGAGAUCAUCCGGACACAUGGAUGGUCGUAUAUAUAUCUUUUGUAUUCUGACGACAACUAUGGGACAAACGCUUACCAAGAGAUUGUACGCGGUGCAGAUGACAUCGGCGUCUGUCUCGCAGAAGCUUUUGAAAUUGGACCUCACUUGACAGAGGAAGACUUUGAUGAUAUUGUCUUGGACAUGCAGAUGAGACCACAAGCAAAGGUCGUGAUCCUCUUUAUACAUGUUGAACAUGCUAACAGCUUUCUUGCCGCAGUGAGGAGAAUUGGAGCAGUUGGUGAAUAUCAGAUUUUAGGAAGUGAUGGAUGGGGAAUGAGUAUAGGAGAAAUUGAGCCGUUAAAUAGAAAGGGAGCUCUCGGGUCACUCAAAACUCAUCUUUUCUCGGCUCACGUGCAGGAGUUUGAAGACCAUUUCCUGAAACUGACGCCGACAGAUUCCCCCGAGAAUCCAUGGUUUGGAGACUACUGGAAUUCCAGUAGGAACUGUUCGUUAAUCAAGCAUGGGGCGUCAUGUCUCUCAAGCCCAGGUUUUAGUGCUGGAAGCGCGGUAUCUUUGGUGAUAGAUGCAGUUACCACCUUGGCUCUGGGUCUCUCUGAAAUGCACAAUGACCUAUGUGAAGGCCAGCCUGGGAUCUGCGAAGCAAUGAUGCCGUUGGAUACCGCACUUCUCUUUGACUAUAUGACUAACCAAUCAUUUAAGGGUCAGUCGGGUUAUGUGAUCUUUGACAGUGGUGGCGAUGCCAUCGGUCGCUAUGUCAUUGACAAUAUUCAGGUCAAAGACGGCAACUAUGAGUUGGUGAUGGUUGGUCUGUGGAGUGCCAUCCGGGGAAACUUACUCAUAAUGAACGAUUCCGAUGUGAUCUGGGGACCAGAUGAUCAUCGCAUGAAUGGGACUGCGCCAAUGUCGUACUGUAGCGAUCCCUGCGGCAUUGGUCAAAUAUACAUCCCUCGAGAAAACUUUUGUUGCUGGUCAUGCUUGAAUUGCUCUGAGGACGAGAUCACUAUUCUGAAUCACACAGUUUGUAUGGAAUGCGCCAAAAGUGCUGCUCCUGACGAUAAACGCCUUACCUGCAUUCCGGUAGAAGCCAAAUACAUCCUAUGGAAUAAUCCGUUGGCGAUCAUGUUGACCGUUUUAGCGGUGGGUGGACUUUGUCUGGCUUCGAUGGUGCUCUACUUGUACGUCCGCAAUAGACAAAACUUAUUAAUCAAAGCCUCCAGUCGCGAACUAUGUAGUAUCAUUCUAGUUGGGAUUUAUCUCUCUUACUUUUUGGUCUUCAUUCUGAUCACUAAGCCGACCUUCAGCUCCUGUCUCAUCGCGCGCAUGAUGCUCAUGCUUUCCUUCACAAUCAUCUACGCGCCCAUAUUGACGAGAGUCAACCGGAUAUACCGAAUCUUUGAUCGAGCCCAAAGGUCAGUUAGGAGACCUGGUUGCAUCAGCCCGACCUCCCAGGCAACCAUUGCCGUUAUCCUUAUUGGCAUCCAGGUUCUGGUGAAUACUAUAUGGUUGAUCAUCGUACCUCCUGCAGCUAUCGAGGUAGUCGUUGCCCCACAACAAGUUGAACUCAUAUGCAACUUUCCAAGCGAAGAGAUCAUCACCUCGCUCAGCUACAACUUCAUCCUGAUUACCCUGUGCAGCAGCUAUGCCGUCCUGACACGCAAGGUGCCCAACAACUACAACGAGUCUCGAUUCAUCGGCCUCUGCGUCUACACGGUUCUCGUUAUCUGGAUCGGUUUCAUAUCCAGUUACUUCGCAAUCAACGACUCCAAACUCAAGGUCGUCGUCCUCUCUCUUGCCAUGAUCUGCAACGGCACCAUCACUCUCUGCUUCAUGUUUCUCUCGAAGCUCUACGCUAUCUAUUUCGAGAAGGAGGUCAUCAUAAACCCUACGACUUAUGACGGAUCCGUCAGAGGUGGCACGACUGGGGAGACCAGUGAGGGCAAGCAAGAUAUCGAUGUCCACGUCGAGGAAGGGGCCGGUUGCGGCGAUGAGAAAAGAGGGAUCUCCAAAUUUCGGAAGGCGAAAGUUCGGCCAUCGGGAGAAGGCAUCCAGGCAAAGAAGUCUUACGGCGUAGCGUCGAAUGAGAAAACUGCAAAAGGACGUCUGAAUUCACCUCGAGAUGACAGGUGCUCAACUAUAUCCGGAUCAGAAAGCAGCUGCAGCUGACUAUAGCACAUCAGAUGAUAAUUCAUUGACAUAGAUUAGCCGUGGCGAUGGUUGAAUUCUUACACGAGAAUCUUAGAUUGAAAGAGGGAAGUUCUUUGUUGGUGUUAGAUGAAUAGGGAAAUAGACGAAGUAGAGCACAAAUCAACGGAACACCGCAAACAAGAGACAAAAUAAUUAUCCCGACGUCAGAAUAAAAGUACUUGAUGAAGGCCUUCGACCGAAACGUCAGAACAAUGUCUUGUCUCCCAUACUGUUUAUAGUUCUGCUUUUCUGUCUUUUUUCUUACACUGUAGCUAAUCUCAUUGCCUUAAUUCCUUGCCCAUGUUGUAGCUAAUAGAUUAAAAUCUAGAAAAUGUGGCAAUAGCUAUUUGAGCUGUACAAAUAAAUUGGGAUUUUCCGUUGUGUUUUUAUAAUGAUUAUUGUAUGUGAACUUUGACUUGAUCAAAAAGUUCAUUCCACAUGAACAUGAAUGAAUGAGGUCAUGAUCAAUCACAGGGGAAGAUGCGCUAUGAUAGUAAUGAAACAAUGAUGAUGGUGAUGAUUUUUUUUUACAGCUACACAAAUUAUGGUCAAUAAAACCAUUUCCAUUUAUUUUGAUAAAAGAGCACAGUUGAUUUAUACUACCUUGCCCAUGGGCAUAUAGGAGCCGUGGCCGGGGAUCGAAUCUCGGAGUUUCUCGGGUCUAGUCAGGCGCCUUAGACCACUCGGUCACGGUACCUUCAACAUGAUGAUGCUGAUAAAGAUAACGAUACGAUGAACUUGCCGAUAGUUUUGUCUUUUGAUAUGGAGUAACAUGAUGUGGAAGCGUCGUGGUGUAGCGGUUCUGACUCUCGCCUUGUAAUCAGAGGGUCGUGUGUUCGAAUCCCACCAUGGCCUAGCGUCCUUUGGCAAGGUGUUAAUCCACACUUUGCCACUCUCCACCCAGGUGUUAAAUGGGUACCCGGUAGGAUGUGAAAGCCUAUAUGUAGUAUGCCUAGCAAAUGAGUCUUGGAACUCUUGUUGGAAUGCUCCCCAGGGAGUGGAGAAGGUGCAUACAUUGUAUGCGGGCAUGCAAGGAUCCGAUGACCGGGGUAAUAAUAUGUCUGUAAAGCGCUUAGAGACGUCGUUCCGAUGUAUUAAGCGCUAUAUAAAUGCGGAAUAUUAGUAUUAUUAUGAUCAUCAUCAGAUUCAUCACCAUGAUCGUCAUCUCCAUCGUCACUCUUAAUCACCAAUAUCGACCAACACCAUCAUUGUAUCACUACCACCUCCAGGGCUCCGUAACACAAAGAUUAGCGAUCAAUCGCUAAAUUAACUUACCAAUCAAUAUCGAUUACACGCGCUUUAAGUUUAAAAUACUGACCAGGGACCAAUCAGUGCGGUUCUUUCAUAUUUGCAAUUCAUCGCUAAUCUUUGUGUUACGGAGCCCAGAACGGCAAAAAACAUCACCACCCUCUUUCUUCAUCAUCACCACAAUCUUCAUCGCCGACACCACCACCACCACCGUAGUCAUUAUUAUCAUCACCAACAUCAUCAUCAUCACGACAACCAUCAUAAUCAUCAUCGCUAUCAUCAUUAUCUUCUUCACUCGCACCAUCAUCAUUAUUGUCAUCAUCGACGCUGUCGUCAUCGCCAUCAAUUCCUCAAAAAACACCAUUAUCACAACCACAACCACCACACCAUCAGAAGCAUCGAUACAUUGUGUCCCAUUAAACUGGUUGAUUCGAUUGAACAUUGCACAUGACCCCCAAAGGACAUUGUCACGACGGCCUUGAAUUGUCUAUUUUUAUACACUUGAAAAUCUAAUCUCAUUUUGUAUAUAAUCAUAUUAUGCACUGAUGUUCACUUGUAUAACGUGAGGUAGGAAAUGACUGUAAAGAUGUACAUGUACAUGAAAGUGAAAAAAAAAUCAUUAAAAAAUAAAAUACAAUAAAUUAGUUUCGGAAGCUAUAAGCAUGAAACGCUGAGGUUUUCAAUCGAACGUCUUGGUUUUUAUUAUGAUUGUUACAAGAAAGUUGAGGUUUGAAAUCGUGACUCUAUCCAAGGAUAUUCGGGCAAAACAUGGGAUGGAAGAUGCUCAGCUCAACUGUUUGACUUUGAGUGGCAUGAAUUCCCCGUGAUCAUCCAAUUAUGCUGCUUGUGGUGGCAUGCAUAACUUAGAAAUGAAACGAGAAAUUUGACCACUGAUCUGGAGUAUCAGGCAUAAUACAUCGUGUAGGGCCUAUGGCAUUGUCCUGGUGAUAUUUCUGUGAUGUGAAUAAUUCAUCAAACUGGGGGAAUUUCUACUCUUUGGGGCCUAUGCAAAAUGAAAACACUGCAUUUGUUUGAUUAUGUUAACGGGCUCACAAGUACAUGUCAUAUGAUAUUAAGGGCGUUAAAUAAUACGACUACACCUGCCUAAGAAACCUCAAAAUGUUUAUUUCAUGAGAAGUGUCCGAUACGCUAAUUCCUCCGAUACAGUGCGUAUCAAUAAAAACGUUACACUUUGAAAAAGUCCUGGAAAUUGAAAAAUACACAACAUGGGGAUAAUUUGUUCACAUAUGUUCUUGGUCUCAUCUCUCAAAUAAAUAAAAAAAUUGACAGAAUGUUACACCUGAGUGAGCACUGUCCAUUUUUGUAAAGCUCGCAUAAAUCGGUUUGCGCAGAAAUCUAAUUUUCACGUUGUGUCAAGGAAAAAAAGGCAACAACCAACUGACUGUUUGGUACAUUUCUCAUACAUAAUCUUUAACAUUUUUAACGAAUUGAAAUAAAACAGGUAACAUUUAAAUGUUUUGUAACAACCUUGCCACCCAAAUUAACAUUUUAACCCUAGGUAAGCACAACCUUUACCCUUUUUUGUGCCAGCUGGAUCUGAGGACACAACUAAAUGUAAACAAAGGUUUAUUUCAGACAUCUCCAGCUUUCUUUCACUUAGUUUUUUUUUAGCAUUUAAAGUGCGUUAACAUUUCAUAUUUCAUUUAAUACUUGUUUCUCCCCACUUUUCCCAAGCUUGACAAUGAUUAACAAACCUAGAAUCAAACCUAAGCCAGUUCAUGUGAAUCACAUCUCGGUGUAAAGCAGAUAUCAUGACGAUGGCCUCGGUAUUUGGGGAGGGGGGGAGGCUCAAUGGCGCUCUAUAAGUGUUUUGGACAAGGAAACAAGUUCAAAAGGCAAAAUAUAUAUUCAAAUCAAUCAUUCUUGUAAAAUUUCAUGUGUUCUUCAUGAAUGACGUAUACUUUUAUUCACAUAACUGGUUCUGCGCAAAUCAUUUUUCACGAACUUUUCAAACGUAAGCGAAAAUAUUUGUUGACAGUCAUAUCGUCAUUUGCUUAAAGAGAUCUGUACCAAUGUUGAAAAUUAAUGUGGAAAAGGCUUCAGGAUAUUACAAAUACAUAAUUCUACAGCAUUAUUUCUAAGUGUAAACUUUCUUUGAUACGCACUGUAUAGCCAGAUGGUGGCAACUCUCAUCAUGCUUUAAUUGAUUUGUUAACUCCUUUACCACAGUGGAUAUUUUAUAUGAAGACAAUAAAUGUUGAAUAGGUUAAA